Messenger RNA from Mangifera indica (mango), 1993 nucleotides. RefSeq lists its product as uncharacterized. The record is from RefSeq and is a predicted model, not a curated record. NCBI's taxonomy places the organism in Eukaryota, Viridiplantae, Streptophyta, Magnoliopsida, Sapindales, Anacardiaceae. The transcript is spliced from 2 exons. Bases 297 to 1574 code for a protein of 425 amino acids.
UCCUACUGCACACUAGAAACUGGUUUUCACUUCUUACUUUUUACAAAGGGUUUUUAUAUUUUUGUGCUCUCUCUCGCCAAAUUAUCAUUUGUCUCUACCAAAUUAUAGAAGGCUGAUGAUAAACACCCUGCUUUCAAUCCAAUAACCCCUCAAUUUCAUCAAGAAACUCCCACUCUGCACCAUCUAGAAGAACAAGAACAAAAACGGUUCGCUUUUCUCUCUUCUUUUGCCUCGCAAGAUUCACUACAGUUCUCUGAUAAUACUUAUUCAACUCCAAGAAAAGAAGACCCCUCACCAUGGAGGCCUGUUGCAGUUGCGUGAAGAAGGCGGCUUGUUCUUGUGGUAAAGAUGAAUGUGAGAGCGGUGUCAACUUUAGUGAAGAAAAACAAGAACUUGCUCAAGAAUUGUUGGGUUCUGGUGAUGAAAUGGUCACUGUUUGUGAUUUGGUUUCUGGGUUCGCUUGUUUUGAAGAAAUAGAGAUGGUCUGUGAGAAAAAGGCCAAAGCUUUUGGUGUGGAAGUUGAAGAAACAGAGAAUAGUGAACUGGAUUGUGCUGCUGAUUUUGAAAAGAUUCUGGCAGAUUCUGUGAAACUUGAAGUGGGUUCCUCUGGAAUUCAAGAAUGUAAUGAAGUCAAUGAAAUGGAAUUUGAGAAUGGAGGUAGGAUGGUUUCUGAAUUUUCUGGAAUUGAAGGCACUGGGGUGCUUUGUGAUAGAAAGGUGCAGGUUUUUGGUUUGGAAGUUAAAGGAAAGCUGAAUAGCGAGGUGUGUUGUAUUACCGAUUUUGAAGAAACCUCGAAAGAUUCUGUUAAACUUAAAGUGGGUUGCUCUGGAAUUCAACAACGUGAUAAGUUCAAUGAAGAGGAGUCCGAGGUUAAAGUUGAGACGAGUUCUGUUGUGCAAGGUGAUAAUGAAGAUAUAAAAGAAAAGAAAUCUGAAACUCUGUUGGAGGCCAAGAAGAAGAAGUUAUUGGCUGAACUUGAAGUUUCUGGUCUAGCUAGUCAAGAAGGGCGCAAACUGGUGGAAAAUAAUGGUGUGAGGAUUGACGCUGCAAUAGUAAGUGAUGUGACUGUUAGGCCCUCUCUUAAGAUUGAAGUAAUUGAUGAUACAGCAUUGAUUGAGACUGUUAGGGUUCCUAAGGUGAUAGAGAGGAACAGGAAGAAAAGAGAGAAGGAACAAGGCGUGGAUGGAAAGAAGGCAAGAAGAUCGAGAAGGAAGGAGAAAGAUGUGAAAAAGGCUUUGGAGAUGAGCGAAAAUGGUAAUAGUUUGGCUGAUAAUGUGGACGGUCAAGAUGGUGAGUUAAGGCAUGGAAAACAAGAAAAAAUUAUGUACUCAAGGAAGGAGAUGGAAGCCCUGAGAUUUAUCAACAUUGCGAAACAGCGGAAAAUGUGGAGGGAUAUAUACACUGGACUUGGACCUGUGGUGAUGACUGAGUAUGAUGACCUGUCUAGCUUCAAGCAUCAGAAGCAGAUCUUGAAUUUUGAUCAGAAGCAGAACGUCUCAAGGAAGCCAGAAACUGACGGGAUUCUUGAGCCUAGGAACACUAGAAGCAGCUUUGAUGACAUUGGUGCCAAGUAAGACUGCAUCGACAUUCAGCAAAAGUUGAGCUUGCAAAUUUGCCACUCCUAACAUUUUGUUAAUCUUUUGUUUGUUUGUGGAAUAGAGACGAGAUCCAAUUUAAAAUUAUCAACCAGGAAAUUUUUUGAAAACCAUUUUGGGCUGUUGUUAGAAGGAAAGCUGUAAUUUUUCCUAGUGCAUCAUUUAAUUUGUUUUUUUUUAAAUCUCCCUUCCAUUUAUUUUGUUUCAGCUAAGAUCUCAAUUGACAUUUAUAGUGUACAUCGUUUGACCAUGAUUUGCUAUUUUAUAGCACUGGGAUGAUAGUUUUCUGUGAAUUUUUCCUUUAAGGUCUUCUUUCUUCUUCUUCCUUUUGGAGUCCAUAUAUCUUUGUGAAUUUUUUCCUCCAUCCCUUCUUGUAUUGGGUCCUAGCUCUUCAUUUG